Molecule: messenger RNA, 1138 nt
Organism: Scatophagus argus
Lineage: Eukaryota; Metazoa; Chordata; Actinopteri; Scatophagidae
Gene: hscb
Product: HscB mitochondrial iron-sulfur cluster cochaperone
Exons: 6
Coding region: 143-985 (280 amino acids)
Biological process (GO): [2Fe-2S] cluster assembly; protein complex oligomerization
Cellular component (GO): mitochondrion
Molecular function (GO): ATPase activator activity; protein-folding chaperone binding
Source: RefSeq, a predicted model, not a curated record
CUCUUCCUCUCUCUCUCUGUGGAAGAGGGUUGUUCGUGUGUUGACCAUUGAUUGUGUUUAUGUCAAUUGUUUUCGCAGUUAGAAGACCAUAUGUUUUAAUUGAUUCCUUAACAGCACCAAAUAGUGCUCAUUAUUUUCGAAAAUGUUGUCAUUUAACUCAUGGCGGACUGUGUGUUCAUUCCGGGCUUUACCGCACCCAAACUGGCUGAUGACGAACCAACAGUCAGUUUAUAAAACUGUUACAUGUUCUGCACAUUGCACGUCUGCCAGCUUCCCCAAGAAGGACUCACGGCAUCGCAACACUAACUUCAAAGCACUGGGAAAGGAAAGAAAACUAAUUUAUUACACUAAUCCAGUCAGUACACCCAGGAAUUACUGCAGAGAUCAGGGGAAAUUGAACUGCUGGAAUUGCAAACAACCUCUUGACAAAACACCUGCGUUUUUCUGCAUGUCAUGUAAAGUAGUCCAGCCCCCCGAAGAAGGGACAUCCUACUUUAAAAUUAUGGAUUGUGACUACACAUUCACGCUGGAUACACAAAAGCUGCAGAGAAGAUACGUGCAGCUUCAGCGGUCUCUACAUCCAGACAACUUCAGCCAGAAAUCUGUGAAAGAACAGGAAUUCUCAGAAAUCCAGUCAGCUCUUGUGAACAAAGCAUACAAGACCCUGCUUAAGCCUUUGAGUCGUGGUCUUUAUAUGCUGGAGCUGGAGGGGAUGCGUAUAGAAGAGGGCACUGACUCUGCAGCUGAGUCAAAGUUUCUAAUGGAGCUGAUGGAGAUCAAUGAAGCCCUUGAUGAAGCACAGACUCCAGAAGAAGCCAAUAAGAUCGGCCAAGCCACGAAAGAGACAUUGGCAGACUUGACAAAGGAGAUAGACACUGCUCUGCUUAAAGGAGAGCUUCAAACCGCCAAAGCACUGCUUGCCCAAAUGAAAUACUAUGCAAACAUUGAGGAGAAAGUGAAGGAAAAACUUUCUGAAUUCAUGUAAUUUUUUCCCACCAUUUAGUGUCACUUUAUUUAAUAUUUCUUGCUGCUUUUAAAAAGUUUUGUACAGAAGCGCACAAAUUAUUGUACAUUUGUCUUGGGACUAUGUCAAUUUAUUGUUCAGGCUGAAUAAUAAAACUUUACUCGUAAUGCAUUA